Molecule: messenger RNA, 174 nt
Organism: Racocetra fulgida
Lineage: Eukaryota; Fungi; Glomeromycota; Glomeromycetes; Diversisporales; Gigasporaceae
Source: the annotation of a GenBank genome assembly
GUGAAUUAGAAGAUAUAUUUGAUGAACUACAAAUUGAUGAUAUAGAAGAAGAACUAAAAAUAAAACAAAAUAUCAAAAUUAAUAGUCUAGUUAAUAUGCUUGGAUUAAUUGAUACAAUUAAAAGUAAACUUUAUUGUGCAAUGAAUCAUUAUUAUGAAGAUUUGGAACUUGACG